AUGACCUCAGCCAGAACAGGGCCGUCAACCAUUGUCAAGCGAUCUGGACCUGCCUGCAAUGGCCAGCACUGUCAGAUGUCCGAAGGUCACUGCACUCUCAAGACCUGCGAAGAUCGCCUUCGCCUGCAGACGAAGCAGAUCGAGUCCAAGAUAGCCUCACUAGCCAAUGGCUUCGACGAGCACCUGAGAAUGCUUGAAAGACUCAAAGCAGAUAUCUACAAUACCUGCAAUACCGAAACCUUCUUAUCUCCAGAAAUGGAGGCCAUCAGACUAGACGUCACUCAGGCCAUGCGUAUGAAAGUCGAACCGGCUUUCUGCGUCCACUUCGCUGCCGGCCGGGUGCUUGGUGCCUGGCAGGUCAAGGUCAAAGCAGUGGAGAAGCGAAGUACUGCACUACAGCAGUAUAGACGUGCUUAUGAAACGGAGACACUUGCUCGUACUUCUUCCAGCUGUGGCGGGACGAAGUUCUUCACCCCUGUCGGUGCCACGAAGGCCAAAGGCGUCACAGCGCUGAGACUCGCGCCACAAGUACAGAGCUCAUACAACUACACAGCACUAGCGACCAACGACAUGGCAGCGAGACCAUUCAAGACAACGUGGUGUACCACGCCGAAGACUUUACGGGUGGUGAUCAAUGCUAGCGCGAAGACGAGCGAAGGAUAG
Recurvomyces mirabilis is the source of this 663-nucleotide messenger RNA. RefSeq lists its product as uncharacterized. NCBI's taxonomy places the organism in Eukaryota, Fungi, Ascomycota, Dothideomycetes, Mycosphaerellales, Teratosphaeriaceae. The record is from RefSeq and is a predicted model, not a curated record. Bases 1 to 663 code for a protein of 220 amino acids. The transcript has 3 exons.